AUGCCUCUAGACUCAAACUCUCCUCUACUCCCCAUCUCCACCCCUACAGCCAUCGCAUCGCCAUACGAGCAACAACCGCCACCAGCCCCCGCCGCAAACCAUGUCCAGCGCUUUGCCAUCGCGACAUUUUCUCUCGCUCGCUUCGUCCGCGGCGUCUCGCUAAUAGCAUACCCUCGCUUCGGCCUCUGGGCCCUCGACAUCUCCCCGGAUGGCUCAGCCUACAUGCUCGCCAGCAUGAUUGGCAUCCGCGACAUUUUGCUGGCUGGUCUUUUAUACACCAGCGACACGGCCAACGCCUCUGUCGACCACUCUGCUCGUCGCGAAGUUACCCGCGCUCUUGCUACAAAUCUCUUUAGCGAUGCGCUCGACGCUUUUGUGCUUAUUUUCUACGCUGCGUGGUCCGACGACUGGGGUAAUCCGAUCGCCGUCAUCGUCAUCUCGGCUGUAAUGGCCAUCUUUGAGCACUUGACGCUCUGGAGUUUCAGCGAGGAUGAUUGGAUGGCGCAUGAGCAUGGCAGUCUGGGCGAUGACAAGAAAGCAAGAAUGAAUGCGUGGCUGAGGGAGUUGGAGCAAUGCGGCCCCGAAACAUAUCGACACGAGCAGUCUGUUCCACCUUCGUCGCGAGCUUCGUUUCGGGGGUAUGGAGCUUUGGUUUGA
Fusarium pseudograminearum CS3096 is the source of this 657-nucleotide messenger RNA. RefSeq lists its product as uncharacterized. The record is from RefSeq and is a predicted model, not a curated record. NCBI's taxonomy places the organism in Eukaryota, Fungi, Ascomycota, Sordariomycetes, Hypocreales, Nectriaceae. The coding region runs from base 1 to 657 and encodes 218 amino acids. The transcript has a single exon.